Molecule: messenger RNA, 1592 nt
Organism: Neurospora crassa OR74A
Lineage: Eukaryota; Fungi; Ascomycota; Sordariomycetes; Sordariales; Sordariaceae
Product: short chain dehydrogenase/reductase
Exons: 3
Coding region: 321-1403 (360 amino acids)
Molecular function (GO): oxidoreductase activity, acting on the CH-OH group of donors, NAD or NADP as acceptor
Source: RefSeq, a predicted model, not a curated record
AUUGGAACACCUUGCUGGCCCCUCGGCGAUGACAUCCUCCCCGUCUUCCACUUUGUAUUUUCAAAAGAAAGCUAUCCGCACGCUGUUGCUCAGACUCUCACAUACUGGUAUUUAUCUUUCGUGUCAAGUACUUACAUAGCUGGAGUUUAAUCGGACCUCAAUUGCUGUCGCGGCCAAGACGACAACGGCGGCGACUACAUAUCACCACUUUUCACAGACCAACACAUCCAAUAUCUCCCGGCCCUGACGCAUACGAACCAACACGAACACCAACACCCCGAGUAGACUCCCAGCGAUUCGCCGAAAUACAGCCAGACGACAUGUCGUCGCCAUACGAAAUGCCGCCCCAGCGCGACUCCUGGUUCGCGCCCCUUUCCAUCGACCUCCUCGUCAAGGUCCUGAAGACGAGCUUCUUCCACCCCUUUGUAGCCUGGAUUAUCCCGCUCUGCUUCCGGGCUCAGAAUAUGUUCUGGGAUGCGCCACCAAUGCUGGUCUCCAUCGCAUGGGCUUCCAUGAUCACGCUGAGCUGGAUCUUCAUAACCAUCAAUAACCGGAUCGCCUACGGUUUGCCACGUGAAGUAGACCUUAGCGAUGAGGUUAUUGUCAUUACGGGCGGUGCCAGCGGGCUGGGUCUGCUUAUUGCUGAGGUCUAUGGUAUGCGCGGUGCUACUGUGGCCGUGCUCGAUGUCAAGGAGAUGGAUAAUGGAGAGGCGAGGGGCGUGACGUACUACAAGUGCGAUGUGUCGGACAAGGCGCAGGUCGCAAAGGUUGCAAAGGAUAUCGAGAGAGAUCUCGGAACCCCCACAAUCCUCAUCAACAACGCCGCCAUUGUCCUUGGCAAGCGCUUCCUCGACCUCAGUCUCGACGAAAUCGACCGCUCCCUAACCACCAACCUGCUCUCCCAUUUCUACACCAUCAAGACCUUCCUGCCGCUCAUGGCCUCUUCUGAAACGGGUGGCACCAUCGUCACCAUCUCCUCCGUCAUCGGCACCGUCGCCGCCGCCCAGCUGUCCGACUACGCGGCCGCCAAGGCCGGCGUCUCGGCUCUGCACCGCUCACUGACGGCCGAGCUGGCCCAGACCCACCCCAACAUGCGCACCGUCCUAGUCACGCCCGGUCAGCUGAGCACGCCGCUGUUCUACGGGGUGCAGACUCCCAACAGCUUCUUUGCACCCGUGGUGGAGCCGGUGGACGUGGCCAAGGAGGUGAUUGCGGCCAUUGACGGCGGGCUGAGCACUCACAUCGGCAUGCCGCUGUAUGCGAGGUGGAUCGACUGGUAUAAUGUCUUGCCCGUUGGACUGCAGAAGAUUGCGAGGAGGCUGGCGCAGGUUGAUACGUCUUUGAAGACGUUUGUGGGGAGGAAUAUGGGCGCGACGGGUGUUGAUGAUAAGAAGGGACAGUGAACAUGCAAGGAGGGAAUGUAUGAAUAGCAUGAGUGGUAAACGCAUGUGUAAUCGCGCUGGUCGCUUGUAUAAUAAGACGGAGAGGUUCACAAAGGGUGGCAAGUUUCAAGGCGCAUAUAGAUGGCAUACUGGACAUAUGGAAAUUGUUAUGUUAUUGUGCAAAUUCACUGACGAGCUCUAUAACCCUCG